Molecule: messenger RNA, 3910 nt
Organism: Theobroma cacao (cacao)
Lineage: Eukaryota; Viridiplantae; Streptophyta; Magnoliopsida; Malvales; Malvaceae
Product: Pentatricopeptide repeat (PPR) superfamily protein
Molecular function (GO): protein binding
Source: RefSeq, a predicted model, not a curated record
UUGAUUUUCAAAAGAUUAGUAAAACCCCGAUCUACCCCUCUUCGCUCUUUGGUUCUUUGCUUACUCUCUCCGUGUCCCAAACCCACAAACCAAAAAUCUCGAAGCAGCUGAUCGGUUGCAGUGGAAGCCAAAACCACAGCUCCAUCUCAGGACCUGGAGCAUUACAACAAUGUUCUUUCAGAAAUUUUCAUCAUAAAAGAGGUAAAUGUGCAGAUUUUGAGCUACCCAUUUAGAGUAAUGUUCAGAAGGUCAAAAAACCUUGCAUUACAUGUCAGAAAAAACCUGCAAUCUGUUUCCAAAACCCAUUUUUCAGUUUGCUCAUCUAAAUAUUAUUCCAAGAGCAAUCAAUCAGAGUCUGAAAAUGAAUGGGAGAGAUUACUCAAACCAUUUGACCUCGAUGAACUUCGAAAGUCAUUCAAUAAGAUUACUCCUUAUCAGCUUUGUAAAUUACUUGAAUUGCCACUUGAUGUUCCCACAUCUUUAAAGUUGUUUCAUUGGGCUGGUUCCCAGAAAGGCUACUGCCAUACAUUUGAUGUGUAUUAUGUUCUUAUCGAUAAACUUGGGGCAGCUAAGGAAUUUAAGGUCAUAGAUAGCUUAUUGAUGCAAAUGAAAGAAGAAGGGGUUGUUUUUAAAGAAUCCCUUUUCAUUUUGAUCAUGAAAUAUUAUGGAACAGCUGGUUUCCCUGGUCAGGCUACUAGGUUGUUGUUGGAUAUAAAGAGUGUUUAUUCUUGUGAACCAACAGUUAGGUCUUACAAUGUUGUCUUGGAUAUUCUGGUGGCUGGCAAUUGCCAUAAAGUUGCACCGAAUGUUUUCUAUGACAUGUUAAAUAAAGGUAUUUCUCCCAAUGUUUAUACAUUUGGUUUGGUUAUGAAAGCACUUUGUAUCGUUAAUGAAGUGGAUUCUGCUUGCUCGCUGCUUAGGGAUAUGACGAAACAUGGAUGUGUGCCAAAUUCAGUGGUUUACAAUACUUUGAUACAUGCAUUGUCAAAAAGCAACAGGGUUAAUGAGGCACUGAAACUUUUGGAGGAAAUGUUUCUGAUGGGUUGCAGUCCUGAUGUUCAGACUUUUAAUGAUGUUAUCCAUGGCCUCUGCAAGCUCUACCGUAUUCAUGAGGCAGUAAAAGUGGUUGAUCGGAUGCUUCUCCGGGGCUUCAUCCCUGAUGAAUUGACUUAUGGGUUCUUAAUGCAAGGGUUAUGCAAAACAGGCCAAGUUGAUGAAGCAAGGGCAUUAUUAGACAAAGUGCCCAGCCCAAACAUUGUUCUCUUCAAUACCUUGAUAAAUGGAUAUGUGGCAAGCGGACGGUUUGAUGAAGCUAAGGCUGUUGUGUAUGAUAUCAUGUUAAGUAUUGGCUGCAAGCCUGAUGUUUUUACAUUUAACAUUCUGAUUCAUGGACUUUGCAAGAAAGGAUGUCUAGGUUCAGCUCUUGAAUUGGUUAAUGAGAUGGAGGGCAAGGGAUGCAAGCCCAACGUGAUAACGUACUCAAUUUUGAUUGAUGGAUUAUGCAAGGAAGGUCGACUAUUGGAAGCUGGUGAUGUUCUGAAUGAAAUGUCUGCAAAAGAAGUCAGCCUGAAUACUGUGGGAUAUAAUACUCUGAUAAGUGCAUUAUGCAGGAAUGGGAAGAUUCAUGAAGCUCGGGAAAUGCUUGGUGAAAUGUCAAGCAAAGGAUGUAAGCCUGAUAUAUUUACCUUUAAUUCACUAAUAUUUGGUUUAUGCAAGGUCGAUCAAAUGGAAGCGGCUAUGGGACUGUAUCGUGAUAUGUUGGUUGUGGGUGUUAUUGCAAACAAAGUAACAUACAACACACUAAUUCAUGCUUUUCUGAGGAAUGGUGAGAUCCAAGAAGCGCUUAAGCUUGUAAAUGAAAUGUUAUUUAGAGGAUGCCUUCUUGAUGCAAUCACUUACAAUGGUCUGAUAAAGGCACUUUGCAAAGCUGGGGCAAUUGAUAAAGGCUUGGGAUUGUUUGAAGAAAUGAUAAGGAAGGGACUGGUUCCGAGUAGCAUUUCUUGUAAUAUAUUAAUCAAUGGCCUUUGUAAGGCCAGGAAGGUACAUAAUGCACUUGAGUUUCUAAGAGAAAUGAUUCAUCGAGGUUUGACGCCAGAUAUAGUAACUUAUAACAGCCUUAUAAAUGGUCUUUGCAAAGCUGGACGCAUAAGGGAGGCAUUGAGUCUGUUUGACAAAUUAAAAGUUGAAGGGAUUUAUCCUGAUGCUAUUACUUAUAAUACUUUGAUUAGUUGGCACUGCAAAGAGGGUGUGUUUGAUGAGGCCUGUUUACUUCUACAUAGAGGUGUGGAGUAUGGCUUUGUACCCAAUGAUGUGACUUGGUUUAUUUUGGUCAGCAACUGUGUCAAAGAAGGUCAAAAGGAGAGUUUUUCAUCUCCAUUUAAUGUGUAGAAAGAAAUUUAUGCUGUUGAAAGAUGGUGUCUUGUUUUGCCUUCAAGCUCGUUAAAGUAACAGAAAGAGUUGGCCUUCAAGUUGGUUCAGCCAAUGUCCAGAUUUCUUUCUUCCAUUUUAUGCAAAUGGGCAUAUGCUAUUUCCUGAUGGCUCUUAUGGGGUUUAAGUUGUCACUGCAAUUGGUUAGUAAAGGAAUGCUCUGAAAGAUAUCAAGUUGGAAUAUAUUGAAGCCUUGCAGCUUGUGAUGAAGAUGACUGAGUUGGUCUAUUUUGGGAUAGGGUGACUGCCACACUUCAGAUAGGUGUGCCUUCAUGAAAGGGAUCUCGACUGGGAUAUGCCAUUACACGUAUUGCUCUUAAGUUGAUGGCAUACUCAAAGAUGGGUUUUUUGGUAUGUGUAUAAUGACUUUGGAAUGGAAGUAUGUGCAGAAACAUAUUUUGAGCAACAUGCCUUUGCACAAGAGGAGCAGGAUCCUUGUGCUGUUCAGUGCUCUUAGCUUGGAAUUGCUGCUCAAGGCAAUAGUAUCCUGGCUUGGGAAAUUGUUCCAAUGCAAUUUUGGUUUCAUGAUAACAUUAGGGAAAACUCUUUAUGUAAAGGUAUAGUCAACAUAAGUUCACAAACCUGUAUAUGCAGGUUGAAGUUUCUCCAGGAAAAGGGAAGCCAUUCACAGUUUCCUUUGCUGUGUUUUAGCGUUUUGUUGUCCUUGACUAAGUAUCUUUUUUUUUUUUUUGAAGAUUCCUUGACUAAAUAUCUAUCAUGUGGAAGGUUCAGCAUUUUGACGAUAAGAUAUUUUUGUGAUCCAUUCCCUGUUGAAAAUAAUGAUAAUAAAAGAAGAAAAUAUGUUUGUCCCUUUAUGUCGGUAAAGUUGGGUCCAACACCAACAGUUCUGUUAAAAAAAUUGAAAGACUAGUGGAUGCAUUGGCUUCAUUGUUUUUGGCAUUUCACCUGGUUGGUGGUGCAUAAUGUUUCCUUUCAUUUCCUUGUAGACAUCCUUUUUAAUCUACUCCUUUGCUUUCUCUAUUACAAGGUAGAAAGUAGUUCCAUCCAAGUAAUUCUCUACUGCACCAUGAAAAAUAUAAUUCUGUAAUUUCUCUACUGGUUAAGUUUGACUAGUAUAAGGCCCAUCAUUUUUGUGGAUAUCAAUAUUUUUUGGAUAUAACUGUCCAACAGCUGGUUUAAUUCCCAGAAAUACCAAAUCUCCAGGCUUAGUUAGUCUACGGUAGUGGUCUUAUUACAUGCUUUAGUGCUGAUGAUCUUCCUUUCUCAUUUCAUUUCGAUCUUUUGUAGUUUGAUCCUGCAAAAUUGAGGAAGCUUAGAUUGAGCUUUAAGGAAGAUAGGGCAAGCUGUUACUGCUGGCAAUGCCUCAAGCAUUAACUCUUCUCUCAACCCCUUCACCCGUCAAAAAAAAAAAAACCAUUAGUCCUAAUUUCUUCUUCUUAAUGGAUUCAGGUACUUGCGGUCUUAUGAAAUUGAUUGCUGUUGCAUUCUACUCUUAUAUUGUUUGAAAGUAGAAAUUAUUCAA